Messenger RNA from Meriones unguiculatus (Mongolian gerbil), 2154 nucleotides. RefSeq names its product HEXIM P-TEFb complex subunit 1 (gene Hexim1). Gene Ontology annotation, molecular function: 7SK snRNA binding; cyclin-dependent protein serine/threonine kinase inhibitor activity. The transcript has a single exon. The record is from RefSeq and is a predicted model, not a curated record. Bases 704 to 1771 code for a protein of 355 amino acids. Lineage: Eukaryota; Metazoa; Chordata; Mammalia; Rodentia; Muridae. Gene Ontology annotation, cellular component: cytoplasm; nucleus; nucleoplasm. Gene Ontology annotation, biological process: negative regulation of transcription by RNA polymerase II; negative regulation of cyclin-dependent protein serine/threonine kinase activity.
UUGGAGACAGCAGUUGGAAGUUGGCAGGUGGAAAAUCAGGUUGGGAGGGGAGGCUGGAGGAGGAGGCGGAAGACGAGCUGUCUGGAGGGGGGGAGGAGGGAGGGAGGAGAGGAGGAGGAGGCGGAGGAGAACUGAGCGGAGCAUCGAGCCAGAGGGGAGAUGAGUUUGUCUGUCCUCGGCUAAGGCUCCGGCCCGGCCUGGGGAGCUGGGAGCUCGGGUUGGAGCGACACCCGUGGAAGUGGGAGGAGGUGGCUCCGGGACUUUAACCCCUUGUGGGCUCUGCGGCAGGGGAUUUAACCCUUUGUGGAUUCGGCCCCUCGGAGGUAGCGUCAUCGUGUAGUUUUAACCCCUUCGGGGUGGGGUUUAACCCAUUGGACCUAAUCCUCCGCUCCUUGCCCACCGACUCCUCGGCCGUGGGAGCGCUCGGCGGGAGCAGUGAAGCCCACCCCUCUGCACAUUACGUACGGUGCCUGCCGCGCACCCCUUGGACCUGCUAGUUGGCCACGCUGCCUAGCGCUUAACCCUUUGUUGACUGGACUCCCAAGUUGCGACUGGAGUUUGCUGACAGGACGGACGAAAGGCGUCACCGCAGAAAUUGCCGGCCGAAGAGGACGACUUUGUUGGACAUUCGUUGAGAAGAAAGAAAAACCUUUCUCCCUAAGCCAAAAUUUCCCGAACUUCCAAAGGAGGACUCCACUAAGUCAUGGCCGAGCCGCUCUUGACAGAACAUCAACACCAGCCUCCAACUAGCAACUGUACAGGUGCUGCUGUUGUCCGUGAGGAGAACUCCGAGCGCCCCCCAGGCGCGGAGGGACGGGUGCCCAAGGAGGACAGUAGGUGGCAAUCGAGAGCGUCCCCGCAGUCGGAUGGCCGUCCGGGCCAGGAGGGAGACGGGGGCCUGAAGCACCAGCGGCCCCCGCUGCAGACCGGUGCCUGUCCAGAAUCAAGCUGCCUGGAAACGGGCGAGAAGGGCCAGAAUGGGGAGGACUUAUCCACUGGCGGCGCCUCCCCGUCGCCGGAGGGGGAACCCAUGUCGGAGUCCCUCGUGCAGCCGGGUCAUGACUCAGGGGCCACCAAGUUGGAGGCUGCUGCGGCCGGAGGCGAGGAGCCGUGGGGACAGCAGCAGAGACAGCUGGGCAAGAAAAAGCAUCGGAGACGCCCCUCCAAGAAGAAGCGGCACUGGAAGCCCUACUACAAGCUGACGUGGGAGGAGAAAAAGAAGUUCGACGAGAAGCAGAGCCUGCGAGCUUCGCGGGUUCGAGCCGAGAUGUUCGCCAAGGGCCAGCCGGUCGCACCCUAUAACACCACGCAGUUCCUCAUGGAUGACCACGACCAGGAGGAGCCUGAUCUCAAAACCGGCCUCUACCCCAAGCGGGCAGCCGCCAAAUCCGACGACACCAGCGAUGAGGACUUUGUGGAGGAAGCUGGUGAAGAGGACGGAGGCAGCGAUGGCAUGGGCGGGGACGGCAGCGAGUUUCUGCAGCGGGACUUCUCGGAGACGUACGAGCGGUACCACGCCGAGAGCCUGCAGAACAUGAGCAAGCAGGAGCUUAUCAAAGAGUACCUGGAGCUGGAGAAGUGCCUCUCGCGCAAGGAGGACGAAAAUAAUCGGCUGCGGCUGGAAAGCAAGCGGCUGGGUGGCGUCGACGCGCGAGUGCGGGAGCUGGAGCUGGAGCUGGACAGGCUGCGCGCCGAGAACCUCCAGCUGCUGACCGAGAACGAACUGCACCGGCAGCAGGAGCGAGCGCCGCUUGCCAAGUUCGGCGACUAGACUGAAAACUUUUGGGGGGAGGGGGCAAAGGGGACUUUUUACAGUGCUGGAAUGUAACAUUAUAUACAUGUGUAUAUAAGACAGCGGACCUUUUUAUGACACAUAAUCAGAAGAGAAAAUCCCCCUGGCUUUGGUUUGGUAAAUUUAGCUAUGAUGUUGCUUGUGUGCUUUCUCCUGUUCUUUAAUUAUGUGAAACUGAAGGGUUGCUUUUCUUGUUUUCCUCCUUAGACAUUGUUUCUUAAUGUGCAAGUAAUUUGACCAAGUUAUAAUGCAUUUUUCUGUUAAAAAAAAAAUCCCCUCCUUAAGCGGAGCUAUAAGGUGGCCAAAUCUGAGAACCAUUACAUUCAUUCUAGUUAUAAUAAAUUUAAUGUUUGUAAACGUAA